Messenger RNA from Balaenoptera ricei (Rice's whale), 2864 nucleotides. RefSeq names its product trophoblast glycoprotein (gene TPBG). The transcript is spliced from 2 exons. Bases 513 to 1772 code for a protein of 419 amino acids. The record is from RefSeq and is a predicted model, not a curated record. Gene Ontology annotation, molecular function: protein binding. NCBI's taxonomy places the organism in Eukaryota, Metazoa, Chordata, Mammalia, Artiodactyla, Balaenopteridae. Gene Ontology annotation, biological process: negative regulation of canonical Wnt signaling pathway. Gene Ontology annotation, cellular component: plasma membrane.
GAACGCCCUCGGAUCCGAGGGGCUGGCGGGGGCGCCGGCUGGGGGGCGCCAGCUAUCCGCUCCUCCACUUAAUCCGAGAGGGUUCUGAGAGAUCAAAAUACUCCUGUAACGGGAAACUUCCCUCUCAUCCUCACCUGGACCGGGAGGAGAAGUCCGGGCGGGGGGCGGAGACCCCGGAAGGUCGCGCCGCGGAUCCUGCGCGAGGCGCCAACAAAAGAGGCGAGGAGGUGCCCCCCGGGGGCGGCCGCUGGAAGCGGAGCGCGGAGCUGAGCGUCCCGACCCGCCGUGCGUACUUUCUGGAGGGAAGGGGCGGGGGGCUCGGCCCCGGGAGGGGGACGCCCGGUGGCGAGGGGCUUAGCCAAGUUCCGGCGGCAGCGGCGGCCCUCCUCAGCUUCCACAAGAGGAAAGUUUUCUCCGGACGCUUCCGGCCGGCCCGCGUCCUCCGGGCCCAACCCCCCGAACCUUCGGAGCGGGCAGCGUCCCAGCCCAGCUCCGGGGAGACCCGAGCCGCGAUGCCUGGGGGGUGCUCCCGGGGCCCCGCCGCCGGGGACGGGAGGCUGCGGCUGGCACGGCUGGCGCUGGUCCUCCUGGGCUGGGUCUCCUCGUCCUCCCUCCCCUCCUCCGCGUCCUCCUCCACCUCCUCGGCGCUCCCGGUCUCCGCGGCGUCCGCCCAGCCCCAGCUGCCGGGCCGAUGCCCGCCGGCGUGCGAGUGCUCCGAGGCGGCGCGCACCGUCAAGUGCGUGAACCGCAACCUGACCGAGGUGCCCGCGGACCUGCCCCCCUACGUGCGCAACCUCUUCCUCACCGGCAAUCAGCUGGCCGUGCUCCCCGCCGGGGCCUUCGCCCGCCGGCCGCCGCUGGCCGAGCUGGCCGCGCUCAACCUCAGCGGCAGCCACCUGGAGGAGGUGCGCGCCGGCGCCUUCGAGCAUCUGCCCAGCCUGCGCCAGCUCGACCUCAGCCACAACCCGCUGGCCGACCUCAGCCCCUUCGCCUUCUCGGGCGGCAACGCCAGCGUCGCGGCCCCCAGCCCCUUGGUGGAACUGCUCCUGAACCGCAUCGUGCCCCCUGCGGCCGAGCGGCAGAACCGGAGCUUUGAGGGUACGGUGGCAGCGGCCCUGCGAGCGGGCCACGCGCUGCGCGGGCUCCGCCGCCUGGAGCUGGUCAGCAACCACCUCCUCUACCUGCCCCGCGACGUCCUGGCCCAGCUGCCCGGCCUCAGGCACCUGGACCUGCGCAACAACUCGCUGGUGAGCCUGACCUACGUCUCCUUUCGCAACCUGACACACCUCGAAAGCCUCCACCUGGAGAACAACGCCCUCAAGGUCCUGCACAACGGCACCCUGGCAGAGCUGCAGAGCCUGCCCCACGUCAGGGUCUUCCUGGACGACAAUCCCUGGGUCUGUGACUGCCACAUGGCGGACAUGGUGGCCUGGCUCAAGGAGACAGAGGUAGUGCAGGGCAAAGCCAGGCUCACCUGUGCAUUCCCGGAAAAAAUGAGGAAUCGGGUCCUCUUGGAACUCGACGGCUCCGACCUGGAAUGUGACCCUAUCCUUCCUCCAUCCCUGCAGACGUCUUACGUCUUCCUGGGUAUUGUUUUAGCCCUGAUAGGCGCCAUCUUCCUACUGGUUUUGUAUCUGAACCGCAAAGGGAUAAAAAAGUGGAUGCAUAACAUCAGAGAUGCCUGCAGGGAUCACAUGGAAGGGUAUCAUUACAGAUACGAAAUCAAUGCGGACCCCAGGUUGACAAACCUCAGUUCUAAUUCGGAUGUCUGAGAACCACGCGAGGACAGAACGACGACAACUAUGCAUGAGACGUAGACUUCAGCUUUUAUCCUGUCCUAGGCUGGCUCCACCUCCACCCUCCACUGUAGCCGCCACUGACCUUGACUGAAAGCAGUGAAGGGAAUUUGCUCCCUUCUUACGUAAAGUUUCUUGGUGUGUUCUGCUACUGUAAGACAAUGCACAACUGUGCUUAGUGUUUUAUCCUCUUCCUUUUCUGGGAAAUCAACACGUCUAGAGGGGUGUUUUCAAGUUUCAGCAUGAACAUGGCCUCUUGGCUGUCUGUUUCUCUUAGUACAGUUCAAGGUUAUCAAGUGUACUCCCACAGAUAGCAUUCAACAAAAGCUGCCUCAACUUUUUUGAGAAAAAGACGUAUUUCAUAAAUAUCAGUUUUAUUCUCAUGUACCAAAAUCGCGGAGAGAAUGAUUGCAUUCCAUAAACUGCCCGCAGACCUUAGCAAGCUCUUCAAAGUAAACUCCAUAGCACACAGGAGCGCCUGCAUCCGAGAGCAUGCUUACAUUUUCCUGUUCUGCAUAUUACAAAAAAUAACUUGCAACUUCAGAUAACUUCUUUGACAAGUUACUUUUUUGAUUGCAGUUUAUAUGAAACUGUGCUGAAGUUUUUUUAUAAACUGCAUCCGAGAUCCAGCAAACUAAAUUGUUCAAAAAAAAAUUCAAUAAAGAUUCUUAAAAGAAUUACAGUUGUGUUCAAGUUUCCUAUUUGAAAAAAAGAUUAGGGGCAGUGAUAUUAAAGGGUCUUGGUUCUGAUGAUAAUUAAGGUAUUAGUUAUUAUAGCUGAGAAUGAAAUGGGAGCAGUGUCAUACAGACAGACUCCGGAGAUAGUUUUGAGAUGGUGGAUCCUUUCAGGGUUUACAUAGAGAAUUUGAAUAUUCAUGUGAAAGUUAAUGCUAUUCAUUAAACAAUUUUGUAAAAGCAUUAUAAAGUUGGUAAGAGGGAAGAGUUCUGUAUGAUAAGCAGUUCACAGUGUGGGGCUUUUUCUAGACUAAUUAAGUUGUUAGGACAGAACAAAAUUAUUCACGUAAUAAAACUCUCCAUGUGAAAUUGAUCUGUGGAUUUUUAGAGCUGA